AUGGAGCUUUUGAAUUUUUGUGUGACGGCUGUUCUGCUCGUUGCUGCUGUUGUACUCGUUUUGCGCCGACCAAAGCGCACCGUGCCUCUACCACCCGGCCCCCCUGCUGAUCCACUGAUCGGACAUCUGCGAAAGCUGCCACCAAUCCACCACUGCGAAAUAUUCCAGAAGUGGGCAGCGGAGUACGGCGAUAUGUUCUACUUGAACGUUCUCGGGCAAUCGCUGUUGGUGGUCAGUUCCUUCAAAAUUGCAACGGAUCUAUUGGAGGGGAGGAGUGCAAACUACAGUGACCGCCCGAGGAGUCCGUCGCUCGAGCUUAUGGGGUGGGACUGGGCUUUGACGCUGUUGGAAUAUGGCCACAAAUGGCGGAGGCAUCGCAAGUUGAUGCAGGAGUAUCUUAACAUCAAGAAGCUACCUGAUUAUUAUCCCCUCCAUAUCCGUGAGACCCACCUCAUGUUGAAGAAUAUUUUGGCUCGCCCAGCGGAAUUUGAUUGGGCGAUUCGACGAUUCGCCACUGCAUCUAUCAUGGAUAUUGCGUAUGGACAUCGAGUUCGUUCAGAUGACGAUGAGUUUGUCCAAAUUGCCAAGGAGGCCUUGGAUAGUCUGGAGGCGGUGAACAUUGGUGCAGCACCAGUUGAUAUCUUGCCCAUUUUGCGUUAUGUGCCCUAUUGGCUGCCCGGAGCGUCGUCGUUGACUGGACCUGCCCACAAGUACCGACCGUUGAUCUCGAAGCUCGUCAACAACCCCUUCCAGAUGGUGCAGAAGCAGAUGGCUGCUGGAACUGCCGUGCCGUCAUUCACAUCAGCACACCUGGAACGCGUGCACCGCGAAGGGGUCGACUCUGAAGAAGAGCUUAAUGACAUCAAAUCUCUUGGAGCCAGUCUCUACAUAGGUGGCGUUGACACGGUGACUUCGGGUAUUCGCACCUUCCUCUAUGCGAUAUUAUUAUUCCCGGAGACGCAGCGAAAGGCACAGGAAGAAAUCGACCGUGUCGUCGGUACCAACCGCCUUCCGGAUUUCAGCGACCGUGACAGCCUGCCCUACGUAGACUGUAUGAUCCAGGAGACGCUUAGGUGGCAUCCCGUCAUUCCUCUAGGGGUCCCUCACCGAUCCAUGGAGGACGAUGUUUACAACGGGAUGUUCAUUCCGAAAGGAACUUAUGUGAUUCCCAAUACCCGAGCGAUGAAUCGCGAAGGUUACAGAGAUCCUGAUAGAUUCUAUCCAGAACGAUUCCUGCCCGAGCCUCAAGGAUAUGGGGAGACGCAUCGGGUCGCUUCCUUUGGCUUUGGACGAAGGCGUUGCGCAGGGUCCGACUUCGCAGCAAACAGCAUGUGGAUCUUCAUCGCGAAUUUCCUGGCCACCUUCACUGUCGGCUAUACUCUUGACAAGGACGGUAAGGAAAUCAUCCCGGAGCCGGCGUUUACGCCGAACGUCACUAGCACGCCAGAGCCAUUUGACUGUAUCAUCAAGCCCAGGUCAGCAAAGGCUGAGGCUUUGGCCCUGCAGGCCGACGAAUGA
This is a messenger RNA of Sparassis crispa, 1518 nucleotides long. Its product is annotated as Multifunctional cytochrome P450 monooxygenase af510. The transcript is spliced from 13 exons. Gene Ontology annotation, molecular function: monooxygenase activity; oxidoreductase activity, acting on paired donors, with incorporation or reduction of molecular oxygen; iron ion binding. The record is from RefSeq and is a predicted model, not a curated record. The coding region runs from base 1 to 1518 and encodes 505 amino acids. NCBI's taxonomy places the organism in Eukaryota, Fungi, Basidiomycota, Agaricomycetes, Polyporales, Sparassidaceae.